UUCAUAUAAGUAACGAGGAAUCGUUUGAGCCCCGAAUUGUUGCAAAGUAAUAAUUUUCAACAUUUACGGACGCCAGCUUCACAAGUCUCAGAACUGCUUUAAGAUGCAAAACUAGUUUCAGGACCAGUCGACCUGGUUUUCUUCAUCUACACGUCAACAGGUCUAGGGUGAAAGUUGGUAUUCUCAGCUAUAGAAGAAUUAUUAAAAAUUGGAGUCAUUAUUUCAUUCAUUGUUAAAUUUCACGAAAUGCCUCGUAUACCAUUGCAUUUAGCAUCUGGAACAGGAGUUAUAAUCAAAAGUAGAACAAAAUCUAUUAGAUUCGUGAGAUAUGGUUGCAGUAAUAGGCCUUUUUACCACAUCAUUGUGAUAGAUGACAAAUGUGCUAAAAAACAGCCACCGAUUGAGCAGCUUGGCAGUUAUGACCCAUCCCCUAAUUUUCUUAAUGAAAAACUUGUAGCUCUCAACUUCGAAAGAGUGCAGCAUUGGAUUGGCCAAGGAGCGAAAGUUUCUCGCCCACUUUUAGAAAUUCUAGGCCUUGCUGGAAUUUUACCUAUACAUCCAAGAACAUAUAUGAGAGCUUGGAGAAAUCGACCUGUGUAGAAGAAAUGGAAUUUACAAAAACUUUUUUACUUUUAUUUGUUGUAUAGUAUUGUUUUAAAUUUGAUUUUAAAUUACUUUUUUUAUCUUUACUAUGUGUGGUAAAAGUAUUUUGAUUUUUUUAAAUCAAAGUUUUGAAUGAGUAUCAGAAUUUUAUCAAUGUAUAAAAAUAAGUCGUAUUUAUCAUACAAAAGAUCCUCUGGGCCUAAAGUACCUUCUGCUUACGGUGCAAAGUGAUUUACCUAAAAUCAAAAUUUAUAAACUUUUUCAUUUAUUUGGGAAAUUUAAAACUUACCAUGAAAACAACUUGAUUGGUAUGUUCAUAUGGCCGAUUUUUAAUAAUUAACGACAAAUCACAAGAUGUACAGGAAUAAUUAUGUAUAUUGAAUUACUUAUACUAAACACGGUAACGUAAGUUUAAUAUAUAAUAAGUAUGCUACCAUCUUAACCAACAACCCAUUCCAAAAAUUUUCAUUAUAGUUAAUACUUAAAUAGAACAACUUGUCUGAGCUUUUCUGCCCAUCGUUAACUUACAGUUUAGCCAUCAACAUUACUACGAACAAUGAGCAAGUAAAAAUUUUUUCUAUAUUGUUACGGUUAAUUUUUCCAUAAAUUUUUGUAAAAAGUUAC
Messenger RNA from Copidosoma floridanum, 1227 nucleotides. RefSeq names its product mitochondrial ribosomal protein S16 (gene mRpS16). NCBI's taxonomy places the organism in Eukaryota, Metazoa, Arthropoda, Insecta, Hymenoptera, Encyrtidae. Gene Ontology annotation, biological process: mitochondrial translation. The record is from RefSeq and is a predicted model, not a curated record. Gene Ontology annotation, cellular component: mitochondrial small ribosomal subunit; ribosome. Gene Ontology annotation, molecular function: structural constituent of ribosome.